Molecule: messenger RNA, 2448 nt
Organism: Lachancea dasiensis
Lineage: Eukaryota; Fungi; Ascomycota; Saccharomycetes; Saccharomycetales; Saccharomycetaceae
Source: the annotation of a GenBank genome assembly
AUGAACUCUCUAUAUGAACUGGACUCUAAGUGGAGAGACUUGCUGAAGUUGAACAACUUUCUGGGUGGUUUAACGGUUCACGAAUUUGUUCAGGAGAUCAGCAAUGAAAACUCACUAAGGGAUAGAGCUGCAAAUACUGGAGCUUGGGAACAUUUGGAUCCGAAACCAUACAUAAGAACUUUUGAGUCGACCGUCAAAGAGUUACAGAAACUAAAGACCGAGGCAAGCGACAAAGAGGGCCAUUUGGAGCAGGAAGUCGCGAAAUUUGAGUUGCUGCAUGCGCAACGGGUGCUCCAACUUAGAGACAAUUUGAAGAGUAUUGUGAGGGAUAGUGAUGCGUUGGACUCAAAGCUCACUAACGUCACCCAAGUGGUAGCGCCGUUGGGGGAAAAAUUGGAAAAGUCCAUUAAACAGAAAAACAUGUACAUCAAGUCCGUGGAGCUAAUAUCACAUUACUCGGAGUUUCACACAAAAGGCUUCUCUCACGAGCUUGAACUGUUGAAGGGCUCUAGGGCUUGGAAGUCCAGAGCCAGAGCUGCGAUCCUAGCUAAAAAUCUGUUAAUUCUCGCCAAGAAAAUAGAAACCAAAUCGUUACCCACCACAGUAGCGACCACAACUGCUAUAGAGAAGUAUGCCGAAGACAUGGAGAACCAGUUUCUAGUGGAAUUUAAUUCUGCAUACCGUGACAGUGAUUUCGAGCAAUUGACCGAAAUUGCGAUCAUUCUCAAUCGCUACAAUAACGGAUUAAAUGUGAUACAGAGCUUCAUAAAUCAGCACGCAUAUUUUGCAGAUCUGGUCGGAGAUGAGGAUGAUUUUAUGUUCGAUGAAGCCUUCAAAAGCAAAAUCUCCGACAUUGAUUAUCAUUCUAUUUGCUAUGAAAAGACAAUUAUUCAAAACCUCGAUGAAAUAGAGACUGUGAUCAAAGAGGAGUCGAAGGUUGUUAAGCAAGUAUUUGAAAAGCAAUGUGCCUAUGUCAUGCAACUGUUUGUGCAAAGGAUUUUCACUCAAAAGAUCCAACCUAGUAUCGAGAUGUUACUAAAUGCCUCGUUAUCCCUUUCCGAUCUAGCGUUCGUGAGAAUGUUAUAUGCACUGUUUGCACUUGUGGGUCAAUUUGUUAAAGACUUAUCUGAAUACUUUCAUUUUCAAGAUAUGGAUUCAAAAGGUGAAAUCGCUUCCUCACUUGAGCGUUGCUUCGGAGACGCCUUUUCCAAGAUGAUCUAUGAUAGAACCAAGUAUUUUGAGCUCGAGAAAAGGAGCUUGGAGCACGCGCUGGUUUUGAAGACCUCAAAUUUUUGUUUAAAACACGACAAACAAAUUUAUGCUAGAGCCCUGAAUGCGAAGCUAGUUAAUGGGGCCUCAUUCACACAUGAUUUAGAUCUACAGGAACUAUCCUCGACAUCAAGCGGAAAGCUUUCGCAGAUAAACCAUUUUUUGAAGAGUCAGCUAGAAAAGGAAAAAAAGAGGCUGAUGACGCCCGAAUUAACUGGCAGCACAACUGACGGAAAGCCUGAAGGGCUCUUAAGUAAUAGCAUUGACCCUAGCUUUUCGGUACAAGGAAUUGAUGGCAUGCUGAAAUGUGCAAUUGAAUCGAUUGCUCGCAUCAUGGAGUUAGUUCCCAGUAAAGCUAAUGAAUUCACUUACGAGAUUGUCGAAACUGUACUUAUUGGGACCAUUGGGUCCUAUGUAGAAGCUGGUUUGGAAGUUGCCUAUUCAGAAAUGUUAGAGCAAGACUUAACGAGAAAUUCAGAAGUUCAGCUAUUUUAUCUCGACUACGUUGCUAAAUCGACCGAAAUCCUGAGCCUCAUAUCUGCUUCUAUAAAAACAGUUGUUCUUCCAUUAUUCGUCAAUUCUCCAGACACCAAAAAAGCUAUCAUAUCAAUUACUAAUAAUUACAUCAGACGGUGCGAGCUGCUAAUGAACAUUGUGGUGGACGAAACCAUAAUCGCAUUUACUCAGCGAUUCGUAACCUCCCUGUCAAAACAGAAAAAGAAAGAUUUUCUCUCUUCGUCGCAAGACAUUCUGGAUAAUGACACUCUUCCUGCAGCAGAGAUAAUUAGGGAUCUCAAUUCUCUGUACCCACAAGUGAGCUCCUAUCUCAAGUCCGAAAACCUUAAAUCAUUUUUACAACAGAUUGGAGGAAAUCUGUGCCUAUAUCUUUUUGACCAUUACAAAAAGUUCCAGGUUAGUUCUGUUGGAGGCAUUAUUGUAACAAAAGAUAUAAUAGGUAUCCAAACAGCAAUUGAAGAGUGGUCUGUUGACCCACUUUUGGAUGAUUUCGCGACUUUGCGGGAGCUCGCAAAUCUAUUCACAGUUCAACCAGAAGAACUGAACUCUUUGACCAGUGAGGGACACUUGGCAACGGUUGAUCGAAAUCUCAUUUCCGCCUACGUAUCGAGAAGGGCUGAUUUUAAUCAGACCAGUUUUGUUAGCAAGAUUGGGUUGUCUUGA